Molecule: messenger RNA, 618 nt
Organism: Aphanomyces astaci
Lineage: Eukaryota; Oomycota; Saprolegniomycetes; Saprolegniales; Verrucalvaceae
Exons: 2
Coding region: 1-618 (205 amino acids)
Source: RefSeq, a predicted model, not a curated record
AUGCUAAACGUUUCCGCACUCAUCACCCGCUUGCAAGACCAAACCACCUCUGACCAGGUAUUCCUGGGUCAAUGCCUCGAGGACUACUCUGAGGUGGUUGACAACUGCGAUGACGUGAUCGACUCCCUUUUCCCGAUAUUCGACAAAGUCCUUCCGGACCCUGGCGAAGAUGGUGUACGUGUCCUGACGAACUUCACGCGCCGUGAAUUUGUCGUGCUAUGGGAGAUCGUCAAGCUUCCUCUCAAAGCUCGGCGGCAUAAUGGACGUGGCUCCAAGUGCAAGACGUCACCGAGAUACCUGCUGUUCAUGACGUUGGCCUUGCUCAUGCACUACAAAUCCUGGGAGAAGCACGCCAUGGACUUUGGGUUCCGCGCACCAAUAUACCAAAAGUUGUAUGUCCGAGUGGCGAACAACGAUUGCAUUGUCAACUACCCGUACGCUCUUUACGCAACUGAUGUCAGUGUUCAACAUUCCGAGCGCCGGCUGCCCGACAUGGCGAAGCGAAGCCAUACUUCAGCGCGAAGCACAAUAUGUAUGGUCUGGAGAUCGACGCAUCUGUGUCCUCAAGGGUUGCUGGUGGACAUGAGCAAGACGCACCAUGGAGCCGUGGCUGAUUGA